AUGGAUGAGGAACCAACAGAUCCAUUGAUACUAGGAAGGCCAUUCCUAGCUACAGCAAGAGCAAUGAUAGAUGUCUGUGAAGGCACAAUUGAGCUGAACCUUGGGAAAGGACCUAAAGAUGAAAUGAGCUUUUGGAAGAGCUGUCUUUGGAAGAUCCCUACAAGUUGCUCUGACCAAGGAUCCAGAAGGAUAUUGAGCUCAGAAACCGAGGAUGAGCUCGAUCAAGAACUCGAUCGAGUCGGGCCUCGAACAAACGAACUCGAUCGAGCUGGAUACCGAUGCAAGGAACAAGCUCAAGGAGAUUGGUCUGAACUCAAGGCACCUAAGUCGACCUCAAACCUUUGCCUGAGGGCCUCAGUACAGAAAGCCAUAGGCUACACUCUAGAUGAUAUCAAGGGAAUCUCCCCUGACCUAUGCAUUCAUAGGAUUCAUCUAGAGGAUGAAAGUAAGUCUAGCAUUGAACCUCAAAGGAGAUUGAACCCCAAUCUAAAGGAAGUAGUGAAGAAAGAGAUACUCAAGUUGCUUGAUGCUGGGAUAAUCUAUCCCAUCAGUGAUAGCACUUGGAUAUCUCCAGUUCAUUGCGUCCCAAAGAAAGGGGGAUCACUGUCAUAA
Microthlaspi erraticum is the source of this 612-nucleotide messenger RNA. The record is from the annotation of a GenBank genome assembly. NCBI's taxonomy places the organism in Eukaryota, Viridiplantae, Streptophyta, Magnoliopsida, Brassicales, Brassicaceae.